Molecule: messenger RNA, 2894 nt
Organism: Drosophila albomicans
Lineage: Eukaryota; Metazoa; Arthropoda; Insecta; Diptera; Drosophilidae
Product: glutamyl aminopeptidase-like
Exons: 6
Coding region: 24-2762 (912 amino acids)
Biological process (GO): peptide catabolic process; proteolysis
Cellular component (GO): cytoplasm
Molecular function (GO): metalloaminopeptidase activity; zinc ion binding; peptide binding
Source: RefSeq, a predicted model, not a curated record
CUGUCGACGUUCCAACAGUUAAGAUGUUAAUAUCGGAAAAUUGGCUACGCGCGAUAUUAUUUUGGGCAGUUGCUGCGUUGGCUGUGAUCAACGGAGUGACAGCUGACGAAGAGGAGAUUGAUUAUCGUCUGCCCACGGCCCUUGCACCCACACAUUAUACGCUGUACUUGCACCCUGAAUUGGAUACUGGCAAUUUUACGGGCCAGGAACUGAUUACAAUUAGAGUCAUCGAGGCAACAAAGCAAAUCAUCUUGCAUUCGAACAAAUUGACCAUCAGCAAUGUUUAUGUUCUGAACAGAGAGGUAGAAAACUAUGAACUUGAUACUGUGCGUGAGUUUCUCAUCAUUGACUUGGCGGAGGAGUUGACGGUAAAUGCGGUCAUCACUCUGGGAGUGCUGUUUGAAGGACAAUUAUUGAAUAAGCUGACCGGACUUUACAGCAGCAGCUAUCAAGCGCCAUCAGGAGAGCAAAGAAAUAUUGCUACAACGCAAUUCGAAGCAACUUAUGCACGUGAAGCUUUUCCUUGCUUCGAUGAGCCCGCUAUGAAGGCCACCUUCCAAAUUACCGUCGUCCAUCCGACCGAUGCCUACGAUGCACUAUCGAACAUGAACAAAAUUGAAACCCAGUACCUGGGUGAGAAUACCAUGGCUACCUUUGGUAUUAGCGUUCCAAUGAGCACGUAUCUGGCAUGUAUCAUUGUAUCGGACUUUGAGUCAUUAAGUAAGACAGUGCAGACCAAUGGAAUUGGAAACGACUUCCAGCUGAGCGCAUAUGCCACACCUCAUCAGUUGAGCAAAGUACAAUUCGCCCUUGACUUCGGUGCUGCUGUCACAGAGUACUACAUCCAGUACUUUAAAGUUGCUUAUCCGCUACCCAAGUUGGAUAUGGCUGCAAUUCCCGACUUCGCCUCAAAUGCAAUGGAGAAUUGGGGAUUGUUGACCUAUCGCGAGACUGCUCUGCUCUAUGAUGAUGACUACAGCUCUACCUACAACAAACAGUCUAUAGCUGCAGUUUUGGCUCAUGAGAUUACUCAUCAAUGGUUUGGCAAUCUUGUUACCAUGCAAUGGUGGAAUGAUCUGUGGCUAAAUGAGGGAUUCGCUCGGUUUUUGCAGUACAAGGGAGUGAAUGCCGUAUAUCCAGACUGGGGAAUGCUUGAACAAUUCCAAAUAAUUGCUCUACAUCCGGUACUCGUUUUCGACGCGAAACUCUCUUCGCAUCCAAUUGUUCAAAAGGCUGAGUCACCCAGCGAAAUCUCCGCACUCUUUGAUACGAUUAGCUAUGAGAAGGCUGGCUCCAUACUUCGUAUGUUGGAGAACCUUGUGGGUUCUGAGAAGUUUGAAGAAGCAGUUACCAAUUAUUUGAUUAACUUUACCUACGGCAAUACUGUCACUGAUGACUUCUUGACCGAAGUAGCUGCUGUAGUCAGCGACUUCGAUGUUAAGCAAUUGAUGCGUACUUGGACCGAGCAGAUGGGUUAUCCAGUGCUUAAUGUAUCGCGAUCUAAUGCAGGGUUUACAAUCACACAACAACGAUUCCUCUCAAAUAAGGAGAGCUAUAACGAAGAAGCAGAGGCUAGUGAAUUCAACUACAAGUGGAGCAUUCCGGUUACAUAUAUCCUAGAUACCUUUGCCAGCGGUGAAGUCAAGGACCUGAUCUUCCAAUAUGACCAAGACUCUGUAGCUAUUGCAGCUUCCAGCGAUGUUAAAUGGAUCAAAAUGAAUGUGCAUCAAUAUGGAUACUAUCGUGUCAACUAUGACAGCAAUCUAUGGGAGGUAAUCAAUAACCAACUUAUUGAAGAACCCACUCGCUUUGCCAUUGCCGAUCGUGCGCAUCUGUUGAAUGAUGCAUUUGCCCUCGCCGAUGCCGGUCAAUUGGCCUACAGCGUGCCUCUAGAAAUGACAUCUUACCUAGCACAAGAGAAGGACUUUGUGCCAUGGUAUGUGGCUGCCUCUAAGCUGCAAUCUCUACAGAGCAGUCUGAUGUACACUGAUAGUUAUGUUUCUUACAUUAAUUAUGCGCGUUAUCUUCUCACUAACAUCUACUCAGAAGUUGGUUGGACUGUGGACGCAGACGAUCAUUUGAAAAAUCGCCUGCGAGUUUCUGUGCUAACUGCAGCGUGUGCGCUGGGAGUUCCUGACUGUCUCAGUCAAGCAGCUCAGCGUUUCACCACAUGGCUCAAUAAUCCAACGGCUGCCAAUCGGCCAGCUCCUGAUCUACGCGAGGUCGUCUACUAUUACGGAAUGCAACAGUCGAGUAGCGAAUCUAAUUGGGAGAAGUUGUGGGAGAUUUUUAAGGCUGAAUCCGAUGCCAGCGAAAAGUUGAAACUUAUGUAUGGUCUAUCCGGUGUGCAGGAUCCUCAGCUCCUUUAUCGUUUCCUCAAUCUUGGUUCGGAUGAGAGCAUUAUUCGCUCGCAAGACUAUCUGACCUGCAUACAAAAUAUUGCCGCCAAUCCUGUGGGUGAGCCGGUUGUCUGGGAGUUCUACCGGGAGCAAUGGCCUCAGCUGGUUGAGCGCUUUGGUCUAAAUAGUCGCUAUCUUGGCAGAGUGAUUGCCAGUAUAACUGGACGCUUUGAAAGCCAGGUGAAGCUGGAUGAGGUUGAAGCGUUCUACAAUAAAUACCCGGAGUCUGGAGCUGGUGCAGCGUCUCGUCAGCAGGCUAUUGAAACCAUCAAGUACAACAUUAAUUGGCUACAGGAGAAUGGGGCUAGCAUUGCCAAUUGGUUGGACGGGACGGCCAAUCCACUGACCGUCAAAAACCCAUAGUAAAAUUUCAAAUAUCCAAUUGCAUCAAUAAAUAGCAAUUAAAUGUGUCAAUUAUUACCCCGAUUCCAAUUGCAUAAUAAGGAAUGUUGCUAAAUAACAAUAAAGAAUACGAAAUUCAUGCCAUAAACUAAA